Molecule: messenger RNA, 631 nt
Organism: Drosophila persimilis
Lineage: Eukaryota; Metazoa; Arthropoda; Insecta; Diptera; Drosophilidae
Exons: 2
Coding region: 164-631 (155 amino acids)
Source: RefSeq, a predicted model, not a curated record
CAAGUCUAACUGCUCCAAGAACCGCGGACCCUGCUCGCCGGUAACCAAGUGCGUGGUAAAGGCGGCCGUGCGGACAAAGACCAAACCGAAGCCAAAGCUCACACUAGCCCCUUAUGAGAUAGCCCUCGAACUGCCCAAUGAGUCGCCAGCCCCGAGCCUGGCCAUGGCAGUGGCCCAGAGCCACUCGAACUCGCAAUCACACUCGAAGCAUGCGAGCCAGAGCCAGAAUCAAAGCCAGAAGCUGCCCAGCAGCGACGAGCAGUUCCACUCCUCGGGCAUCUCCUGCAACGGCGAGACAGACGAUGACGUGGAGGUGGCCAUGCUGACGGGCAGCCUGAGUCCCGCGCAGCUGGCCAAGAUGCAGCAGGGUCUGCCCAACCGAUCCUUGGCCAUGUCUUUGCCGGUUAGUGAUUUGCGCAAUCUGAAUCUGUGCCGGAACCGCAACGCGCUUUGGCUAAACAACAAGGACACGGAUCAGCUAAUCAAAGCGGACAGGAAGGAUACGUUCUGUUAUUUCAAUAAGGCCAUUGCCGACGAUAUCCAGCUAAGCGAUAUUGAAGAACAAUUGGCCAGGUUUGAUGGCCACUCAAAGAGGCCGCCACAGCCACAGCCACAAUUACAGGUUCUGUAA